Messenger RNA from Trichoderma breve, 3960 nucleotides. RefSeq names its product TATA-binding protein interacting (TIP20) domain-containing protein. The transcript is spliced from 6 exons. The record is from RefSeq and is a predicted model, not a curated record. Gene Ontology annotation, cellular component: nucleus. The coding region runs from base 1 to 3960 and encodes 1319 amino acids. Gene Ontology annotation, biological process: protein ubiquitination; SCF complex assembly. NCBI's taxonomy places the organism in Eukaryota, Fungi, Ascomycota, Sordariomycetes, Hypocreales, Hypocreaceae.
AUGGCUACCAACGCCGCCAACGCCGCCACGCCACAGGCCGUCAUAGGCCAUGUGCAAAAGCUAGGCGAUGCUGACCCCGACUUUCGCUUCAUGUCCCUCAACGACUUGCUGCAGCUGCUUACGACUGCUCGGGAUGACUUCCUCCAGCACGACUAUAACAUCGCCGCAAGAACCGUUGAUGGCAUCAUCAAGACGUUGGACGACCAGAAUGGAGAGGUGCAGAACCUAGCCAUCAAGUGCCUUGGGCCGCUUGUUGGCAAAGUCCCGACACCCAUCAUUGCUCCGAUGAUCGACAAGCUGUCGUCACUGAAGCUCAAGAACUCCGUCGACACCGCUGUGCCUGCUCUGGCGCUUCGAGCUGUCAUCACCGCGCUUCCUCGACCGAUCCCAGGCAUUCCGAGUACCCCUGGUGUUCAGGAGGCAUACAACGCCGUCAGCCGUGUUCUGAUCCCCCGGCUUAUUGGGCUGCUGCAGGAUGAGAAUGGCGUCAACGCUGAGGCAGUCGAUGUCCUAGUAGAAGUUGUCCGAUGUUUCGGCCCUUUGCUGCAACAGGUUGAAGUUGAGGCAAUGCAAGAGGUUGUCUUGCAGUUAUUGCAGGGCGAUAAGGCUACAUCUGUCGUUAAGAAGAGGGCUGUUGUCGCCAUAUCUAUGCUCGCCGUCUAUCUAUCCGAUGCACACCUGGAAGAUGUCAUUAAUCGUAUCACUGCUGGCCUGUCCGAGUCCAGCAUCCCCCCCGUCACACGUCGUCUCUACAUUUCGAUAAUGGGCAGCAUGGCCCGCUCAAUCCCUCCUAGAUUCGGCACGGAACUCGAAGAGCACCUAGAGAAGAUUAGCGAUGGCGAUGACUUGGGACCAGAGUUCAAUGAGAUCCGCGAGACUGCUCUCGUCGCACUUGAGGCAUUCCUGGCUUCGUGCCCACAGGAGAUGCGGCCCUUUACGGAUGCCUCCCUCGCUGCUUGCUUGCGAUAUCUCAAAUAUGAUCCCAAUUAUGCCGUUGAUGACGACGAGGAGAUGGAUGUCGAUGAGGAAGAAGAGGAAGACCAGGACGAUGAAUUCGAAGACGACGACGGAUUCGAGGAUGACGAUGACGACGCAAGCUGGAAGGUUCGCCGCUGUGCUGCAAAGGCCAUAUACACCCUCAUCUCUACCCGCGGUAGUGGCGAUCUUCUGGAUAACGGCGUAUUAUACAACCAGGCGGCCCCUAACCUUGUGAAGCGUAUCGAGGAGAGAGAAGAAAACGUUCGUCUCGAAAUCAUCUCUGCCCUGUCGCUGCUCAUUCGCAAGACUGGUGAAGGCCUUCACACGGUGGAUCUGACCCGUGAUGAGUAUGAGCCCGAAAUCGUCUCCCAGAUGCCUCUCAGUCGCAAGAGGAGAAGACAAAGCAGCGCCGGAGGAUCAAGCGCUGCCAAAUUCAUGGCGGGCACCGGCAUCACAUCACUUGCUGCUGAGAAAAUCCCCUCCCAGGGCCCACGAGCAGACCUCUCCAAGCUUACGCCCACGAUUGUCAAAGCCGCAACGAAGCAAUUGAGAGGAAAGACGGUCCCAACGAAGCAAGCCAUCAUUAGCAUGCUGGACGACUUAGUGUCUGUUCAGCACGGUGGCCUCGUUGAAUUCUUCCCAGAAAUCAUCGGCCCCAUCAUCGAAGCAGUCAAGACCACUGGCACGAGUUCAAUCUCGUCUUCUCUUGCGGCAGCGGGAGGUUCUGCCUCGGCAACCCCAAGCACCUUGCGCGUCGCUUCAUUGAAGCUUAUCAGCGAUAUCGCCAAAACGCAUUCAUCCUCUGUAUUGCAACCAUAUCUUAGCAAGGUUGUUGCUGGAGUGGCGUCUGCCGUUCAUGACCGCUUCUACAAAAUCUCAAGCGAGGCUAUCCGCACCUCAGAAGAGCUCGUCAAGGCGAUUACCCCCCCUCGAUCACGAAACGGUGGUUCGAAGUUCAAGGAUGACCUGGAUAAGCUCUACGAAGUCAUCGUUGACCGUGGCUCUGCCAAUGAUGCUGACGCAGAGGUUCGACAGCGUGCUAUCCAUGCUCUAGGAAUUCUUAUUUCUAGGACAUCUGGCUCAGAGGCAUCCGGCCUUCUAUCGGCUGAAAAGCGCACACUCGCCUUGAAUAUUAUUCAAGAGCGGCUGAGAAAUGAGACAACUCGUCUUGCUGCGGUGCGCGCUGUUGACAACGUUGCUGCAUUUGCUGUAUCGCCCGACCAACUGGAGCAAGCGUGGGUCCAAGAUGUAGCCCUGGAGCUCUCAGCUCAGCUGCGAAAGGCAAACCGAUCUCUGCGAGGCUCCAGCAUUCAGGCCCUCAAGCAUCUUGUUCUUUCAAAAGCUACUCAGGGCAAGCUAGAACCAGCUACUAUCCAGGGAAUAGUAUCGGCGUUGCUACCCACGAUUAAGAACAGCGAUACACAUCUCCUCGGCCCAACUUUAAUCAUUCUCGGCAACAUGGUACAAGGACAUGCUAACUUGAUUAUCAACGACGAGAUGAUUGGUGCGCUUUGCCAGCUGCUGAAAUCCCACUUUGCCAACAUUGUCCUCGACCAGCUUCUUGACUUGAUUAGUCGAGUCGGCGAGAGUGGCGCUGGCGAACCUCUUAUGCAAGGCCUUCUCAAGGACGUGAGCGUUCAGGGAGACCCGAUUGUCGUGGGCAAGGUGAUUGGCACUCUGCUCGUGACGGGCGGUACCUCGGCUGGCGUUUCUCUCGAUAGCUUCGUCACGGAGCUUCACGGCAGUACCCAGCGCGGAGACGAGGCCGGUGUAAGCCUCGCCCUUGCUGUCCUAGGAGAGUCGGGUAUGAGGCUUGGAGCCAAGUCACCUCUUCAACCUCAGUUGUUCUUGGAGCAAUUCCAUGCAGAGCCAGACAAGGUGUCGCUGGCCGCUGCCAUUGCACUCGGCCGAGCUGGAUCUGGAAACGUGCCGGAGUAUCUCCCAGUCAUUCUCAAGACGAUGGAGGGUGGGGGCAACACGCAAUACUUGCUUAUCCAGUCUAUCAAAGAGAUUCUGCAAUCAAUUUCGUCACAGUCCACCGAUCUCCAGACCUAUGCCAAAGCAAUCUGGGAUCAGCUUAUUGGAGCAUCGCUGAAUGCUGACAACAAGAUUAUCUGCGCCGAGUGUGUCGGCCGCCUGGCCACACUGGAUCCUGCAACAUUUAUGCCCAAGCUCCAGACGCUUUUGAAGGAUGAAUCAUCAGGCAUUCGAGGCAUGGCAGUUCAGGCUGUCAGGUACACGCUCCCAGAGAGCGAUGAGACGUUUGAUGCAAUGCUCAGAAAUGUCCUCAUUGAGAUGCUCUUGACAAUGCUGCAAGACUCGGACAUGGAAAUUCGACGCCUGGCGAUGACGACGCUGAAUUCAGCGGCUCACAACAAGCCAGAUCUUAUUCUGCCUCACCUAGGCGAACUACUGCCCUUCGUGCUCAGUGAGUCAGUAAUCAAGAAGGAGCUUAUCCGGGAGGUCAUGCUAGGCCCCUUCAAGCACAAGGUCGACGACGGUCUGGAAGUCCGCAAGAGCGCAUACGAGACCCUCUAUGCACUCAUGGAGACGGCUUUCACACGGAUCAACAACAUUGACUUUUACGAUCGAGUUAUCGCUGGUCUCAAGGAUGACAACGAUAUCCGUCAGCUUUGCAACCUGAUGGUUACCAAACUCAUUGUCAUCGACCCCGAUGAGACGGCUCGCCGCUUAGACUCGAUUGCCGAAGCCUACCGUGGAGUCCUCUCCAUCAAGCUCAAGGACAAUGCCGUCAAGCAAGAUGUCGAGAAGCAGGAGGAGACCAACAAGAGCAUACUGAGAGUAACGCUUCUCCUGGGAGACAAGAUGAAGGCGAUGACUGGAAACGCCGGAGCCGCGACCAGCAAUGCAGCGGCAGCGGGCGCGUGGACAGGUUACUGGGAGUGGGCGAACAAGGAGUUUGAUCGGCAACUUAAAGGUCUGCGAGAAGAGAGCAGCCAGCUCCACACGAGGACGCUCUGA